AUGGUGAGGCCUGAGCCAAAUGUCACGGUCGCGGAUGGCGACGUCAAGAAGGUACUGACUGACUCUUUUAGUUGUUUGGUCCAUCCAGUUGUAUGAGUAGCAGUCUACUGCCAUAUUUUUUUUGAAAGAGAAUGAAACAGAAACUUCUUCUAGUUCUCAGAAUAGAAUGUUCUCUCACUCACACCUCACAUCAAGAAUGUUUGACUAAUAAACAUCCUCAUCUUGCUGCUGCAUCAACAAUACAACCCUAUACCAAAACCAAUGGUGCAACUUCUCUUUCUCCAACAGGGCGCCAAGAUUUUCAAGAGUAAGUGUUCCCAGUGCCACACAGUGGAUGCGGGAGGCGCAUCGAAGUCUGGACCGAAUCUCCACCAAAUCUUCGGCCGAACGAGCGGAACAACUCCCGGAUAUCAGUAAUACUAAGAGCAUGACUUCUUGGUUCCUUUAUAAUCCGCCAAGAAUGAUUAUGAUCUCUCUUUAUGUGUUCAUCAUGUCCACCAUUACCAUCUACUAGGUACUCCGAAGCCAACAAAGGUGCCGAAAUUAUCUGGAGUGAGAAACACAUGGACCAAUUCUUGGUGAACCCGAAGGAAUACCUGCCAGGAACGAAGAUGGUACUUCUUUUUUCCUGUUGUCGAUUUUGGAUUACCUAACCUGCGAAGUAAUGCAUUCGAUUCUCUCUCUCUUCGAAGAUAAGGAUGUCGCACUGACUCUAACUCUACUAGCCUAAGUACCUAGCAAUUGAAUUCUUCAUUUCUUAUCGUGAUUCCUCAGGUCUUCGCUGGUAUGAAGAAGGAGAAGGAACGCGCUGAUUGCAUUGCUUGGAUGAAGCAGGCUACUUCCUAA
This is a messenger RNA of Amoebophrya sp. A25, 846 nucleotides long. The record is from the annotation of a GenBank genome assembly. Lineage: Eukaryota; Dinophyceae; Syndiniales; Amoebophryaceae.